Messenger RNA from Penicillium antarcticum, 1323 nucleotides. RefSeq lists its product as uncharacterized. Bases 1 to 1323 code for a protein of 440 amino acids. Gene Ontology annotation, molecular function: DNA endonuclease activity; crossed form four-way junction DNA binding; Y-form DNA binding. The record is from RefSeq and is a predicted model, not a curated record. NCBI's taxonomy places the organism in Eukaryota, Fungi, Ascomycota, Eurotiomycetes, Eurotiales, Aspergillaceae. The transcript has a single exon. Gene Ontology annotation, cellular component: mitochondrion.
AUGCGUCUCUCAGCCGCGCUUUACUCAGCAAAUCACGCCUGGCUGGGAAGCUUGAAAUCAGCCCAAUUACAGCGUAUCGCGCGUGCCACAGGUAUCCAGUCUUCUGGAACGAAGGGUGUGCUUGUCGAGCGGAUUGCCACGGAGCUGAACUUGCAGCAUACCACUGCCGGAUGUUUACCCCCGACUUCUAGCAAGAGAAAGAGCAAGCCAGUGGGGCUAUCACCAUCAAGCACCAAUGAUGAUAUGCAAUUUAAACAACAACGACCAUGGAGCAUCCUCAGCAUCGACAUGGGAAUCCAGAAUCUCGCAUUCGCUCAUUUGCGAAUUCCCAGCUCUUCCGAAUCUGCUCCAGCUUCUCUGGACUCAGAUCAUCCUCCAACAUUAGAGUUAACGGCAUGGCAUAAACUCGCCGUUUCAGAAAUAUCAAAUCUAAACCUCAUACCCAAAACUUCAGAAAACCUAUCAACAACAUCAGAAACAACGCUCCCUAUUGCCAAAGCCCAAUCAAAAGACAGCGAGAAAGAGAAAGAAAAUUACACACCAUCUCUAUAUGCUCAAAACGCCUACAAACUAAUAACAUCUCUUUUGGAAGCGUACAACCCAACCCACAUCCUAAUUGAGCGUCAGCGUUUCCGAUCUGGUGGUGGAAGCGCAGUGCAAGAAUGGACGCUGCGCGUUGGUGUCUUUGAGGGCAUGCUGUAUGCCAUUCUCCAUGCGUUGCGGGAGGAAAGGGGUGGCAGUUUGCAAAAUGUUGUUGUCCAGGGUAUUGAACCGAGAAGGGUGGUUCGGUACUGGCUUGAAGGCGGCACCAAGAGAGAUGCCGAUGAGAAAGGAGAAGAUAGCAAGGCGAAAAAGCUCACGGCAAGAGAUAUCAAAAAGGCGAAAAUUGAUCUUGUUGCUCACUGGCUUUCGUCUGCCCGGAAACAUCAAAACGCAGCAAGUGGUGAAGGUGAAGUUGAAGUUUGUACGACGAAACCUGGCUCAUUGGCGGACACCAAGAUCGUGCUGGCAGAUUCAUCUGAGUCCCCUAUUCUGCAGAAUAUUUCCGCUGGAUACCUCCGGAAAUGGUUGGACCAGGCGACUAGGAAGUCCAAGACGACAAAAACAAAGACAAAAGACCGGACUAUCGUGACCGAGUCUCCCUGUAUCGCUUCUAUCGCACAGGGCAUGGCUCUUACACCCACAACUGCAGCUAUAGAUCCCGGAAAGCUGGACGACCUAGCGGACUGUCUCCUUCAAGGCGUGACAUGGGUUGAGUGGCAGGUCAUGCGGGAGCGGAUUGCGAAAGAGGGGAUAGAGGCAUUAAAAUCGAUACCCGAAUAA